Molecule: messenger RNA, 609 nt
Organism: Hipposideros armiger (great roundleaf bat)
Lineage: Eukaryota; Metazoa; Chordata; Mammalia; Chiroptera; Hipposideridae
Gene: DNLZ
Product: DNL-type zinc finger
Exons: 3
Coding region: 16-519 (167 amino acids)
Biological process (GO): protein folding; protein stabilization; protein import into mitochondrial matrix
Cellular component (GO): mitochondrion
Molecular function (GO): zinc ion binding; DNA-binding transcription factor activity; protein-folding chaperone binding
Source: RefSeq, a predicted model, not a curated record
CGGGAAGGCGGAGGGAUGCUGCGAGCGGCGCUGGGCCGCGUGUCGACGCUGGUGAGCUGCGCACGGCCCCGGGGGUCCGGCCUGAGGCAGUUGUGGGGGCGCAGAGCCCGCCCGGCCGUCGCAGGGAAAAGACGGGACUGGGGCUGGCGGCGCGCGAGCUCAGAGCCGGGACCCGGGGCGGCGCACUACCAGCUCGUCUACACCUGCAAGGUCUGUGGAACCCGGUCCUGCAAGCAAAUCUCCAAGCUGGCCUAUCACCAAGGUGUGGUCAUUGUGACCUGCCCUGGCUGCCAGAACCACCACAUCAUCGCAGACAACCUGGGCUGGUUCUCUGACCUGGAUGGAAAGAGGAAUAUUGAAGAAAUCCUGGCGGCCAGAGGGGAGAAGGUGCACCGAGUGGCCGGCGAUGGGGCCCUGGAGCUGGUUUUAGAGGCCGUAGGGCCCCCCAAAUCCACCGCUGCUCCGGAAGAGGAUGAGGACCAGGACCCCACCCAGCCCAGCAAGGCGGAGCCCCGCUGACCUGCCUUCCGCCCUCCAGAAGGAGGAUUCAGCCCUGGGCCUCUCGGCACUCGUCGGUUUUUGUCAAUAAACAUCAUUUGCCGAUGAUGG